Emys orbicularis (European pond turtle) is the source of this 708-nucleotide messenger RNA. RefSeq names its product tissue factor pathway inhibitor 2 (gene TFPI2). The record is from RefSeq and is a predicted model, not a curated record. Gene Ontology annotation, molecular function: serine-type endopeptidase inhibitor activity. Lineage: Eukaryota; Metazoa; Chordata; Testudines; Emydidae. Gene Ontology annotation, biological process: negative regulation of peptidase activity. Bases 1 to 708 code for a protein of 235 amino acids. The transcript has 5 exons. Gene Ontology annotation, cellular component: extracellular region.
AUGAACUUGUCUGCCAGCCUCCGGAGCUGCUUAGCGCUGGGCUUGCUGCUGCUGCUGGAGCAGGUUCUGGGCGCUCCCCAGGCGCUCGCAGCCCCAAACCAAGAGGUCUGCUUGCUGCCCCCAGAGGAAGGUCCCUGCCGGGCUCUCAUCCCGAGGUGGUACUACAACAGGUACACUCAGACAUGCCAGGAGUUCACUUACGGGGGCUGCGAGGGCAAUGCCAACAACUUCCGAAGCUUGGAAAGCUGUGAGAAAAGCUGCUGGAUGAUCCGGAAAGUGCCCAAAAUAUGCAGGCUGGAGGCUGAUCCAGGACCAUGUAGAGGUUACCUAAAAAGAUAUUUCUUCAACCUGAGUUCAAUGAAGUGUGAGAAAUUUAUCUAUGGUGGAUGCUAUGGAAAUGAUAACAACUUCCAAGAUGAAGAUUCUUGUGUGGACUACUGUUUGCCUCAGAAAACUGGCCCCUCAUUAUGCUAUAGCCCAAAAGAUGAAGGAUCGUGUUCAGCUUCUGUGACCCGCUAUUACUACAACUCAAAGAGUCAAUCAUGUGAAGAGUUCAGCUAUACAGGUUGUGGUGGAAAUGCCAAUAACUUUGUUAAUGAAAAAGAUUGUUACAGUAUCUGCAAGAAAGCAGGGAGUAAGAAACCAAGUUUCAAAAAGUCAAGAAAUAAACUUCCCAAGACUAUGAGAAAACUACAGGAAAAAAUCUAA